UUUAAAUUCAUGUUGAGUAAAAAGUGGACAUUACGUUCUUUCUCUUAGAUUUUCCAGUUGAUAAAUGAUAUGGAUCUUGGUUACAGUGAUCAGAACAUGAGUCCSACUAGCGCAAGCUAUCUACCUGGCUAUCUACUUGGCGGGAAUACUCAGUCAUCGAUGCCAGUAUCUCAGCCGAUGGGCAGAAAUUGGUCCACGUCCCAGAAGAGUGCCUCCCCCAGAAAUCAGUACAGCUCACCAGYAAGAGGGUCAUUUGGUUCACCAAUCAGAACACCCCAACAACAACAGUUUGCUGCAAACCCAAAACUUCAGCAUACAUCAGUAAGAGGAACUCCAACAAUAAGUCGAACACCAAAGGAUUCAUUUGGUGCUCCUCCUGUYGAAGGUCUCUAUGAUUCCAGAUAUGCAAUGCCAUCUCCGUUAUCUGAAAGAAAACAGCUAAAUUCAAGUGUGUUCUCACCUGGUAACAGAGGCUCCCUUACACAGACUCCUCAUCACGGUACCCCAGGGACACCAUUUAGAACAUCAAUGGCUGUUGAAUCACAAGAUCAUUCCCCUCCCUCCCCUGCUCAGGUGGAUCCUUUUUACACACAAGGGGAGACAUUAUCAAGUGAAGAUGUACUUAGUGAAUGUUGGGUGACUGUUUUUGGAUUUCCACCAGCUGCCUCAUCAUACAUACUCGAACAGUUUGCGCAAUAUGGUAACAUUAUGAAACACGAGGUUAUGACAAACAAAAAUUGGAUGCAUAUACAGUAUCAAUCAAAAUUACAAGCUAAAAAGGCUUUGAGUAAGCAUGGCAAAGUGUAUGGUGGUAACAUGAUGAUUGCUGUCAUUCCAUGUAUUGAAAAGACCAUCAUGGAGGGCAAGGAAAAUGAACACACUAUGGCCGACAUAUSUAUGAAGACAGUUAUUGCGACACCAUCACGUCCACCAAUUAGACCUUUGACAGCAGCUUAUCAAGCAGCCAGUAGUAAUAAUCAGGUUGUUCCACAAGAUGGGAGAACACCUCAGAAAAGUGACACAAUAAUYUCCAAGGCCAUGGAGUACAUGUUUGGUUGGUAGAAUACAUCAAUAAAAUACAAACUAUCAAAAACAUUAUCAUCUGUUAAGAAUUCUCUGAAAAUGACUUCUUCAAAUCAUGAUAGAUAAUGGUUUUGUGCAUGAAUUAGAAACAUGUUUUCAAAAUUCAAUAGUGGGUGUAUUUUCACAAGAAAGAUUUGUCACCACUGCAUAGAUGAUAAAGUAUUACCUUAUUAGAAUGAAAUUAUAUUACUGUAAGAAGCCUUGUUUGCAAUGACAGCAAUUCAUAAUAUUUUUAAGAUUGAUGUUAUUGCUAUCAUGGAAUAAUACUAGGAAAUUGUCUKAAGACAGAACUUGACAAAGAUAAAUUUCAUUCAGCACUAUAUUAAGAAAUAUAUUGUUCUUUAAUGAUAUUGUAUUCAAAAAUAUUUUUAAAAUAAAUUGUUCAAUGUUUCGCUGUUUA
Messenger RNA from Exaiptasia diaphana, 1483 nucleotides. Its product is annotated as nucleoporin NUP35. Bases 70 to 1062 code for a protein of 330 amino acids. Lineage: Eukaryota; Metazoa; Cnidaria; Anthozoa; Actiniaria; Aiptasiidae. The record is from RefSeq and is a predicted model, not a curated record. Gene Ontology annotation, biological process: regulation of DNA-templated transcription; NLS-bearing protein import into nucleus; nuclear pore organization. Gene Ontology annotation, molecular function: structural constituent of nuclear pore; single-stranded DNA binding; phospholipid binding. The transcript is spliced from 10 exons. Gene Ontology annotation, cellular component: nuclear pore central transport channel; nuclear pore nuclear basket; nuclear membrane.